AUGGGGACGGGGUUAUUGAUGCCCUUAGCUUUCGACCCCUCAUUACAUAGGUUAAUGCAAUUGGGAUAUCCUAUUCCACUGAGAGGGCAACUGCAUGGGAAUGAAGUGAGCAAGUAUUUGGAAAAUGCAUUGGUGUUUGUGGAUAUUGGAGCAAAUGACUACCUCAACAACUACUUUAAAACUGAACACUACCUAAGCAGUCAUAUCUACAAUCUUGAGCAAUUUGCUGAUCUCCUUAUAAACCUCUAUAGACAACAUAUAUUGGAAAUCCAAGGUUUAGGGCUGAGGAAGUUCUUGAUAUUAGAAGCAUCACCUAUUGGUUGCAUCCCUAUAAGAAGUCACAAUUUGAAGUGUAACGCAACAUUAAACCACACGGUGGAAAUGUUCAACACGCGGCUGAAAUCUAUUGUGCACGACCUCAGUUCAAACUACCCUGGAUCUGCAUUUACUUACGCCCCAUCGAUUCAACUGUUUAACAGCUUGUUCAACAAUGCUGAGGCCUACGGGUUCAAGGUGAAGGACAAAGCUUGUUGUGGGGGCAGUGAUGAUUCAAAUGGAACAGGGCCAAGGUGGUUUGCAAAUACAGUACCAUGUCGGAAUAGAAAUGAGUACUUGUUCUGGGAUGGUGCUCAUCCUACUGAGGCUGCCCAACGAAUUCUUGCUGCCCUCAUUCACAACACUACUUCCUUUUAG
Messenger RNA from Salvia splendens (bonfire salvia), 693 nucleotides. RefSeq names its product GDSL esterase/lipase 7. Gene Ontology annotation, molecular function: hydrolase activity, acting on ester bonds. Lineage: Eukaryota; Viridiplantae; Streptophyta; Magnoliopsida; Lamiales; Lamiaceae. The record is from RefSeq and is a predicted model, not a curated record. The transcript has 4 exons. Bases 1 to 693 code for a protein of 230 amino acids.